Messenger RNA from Salvelinus sp. IW2-2015, 2901 nucleotides. Its product is annotated as transmembrane protein 240-like. The record is from RefSeq and is a predicted model, not a curated record. NCBI's taxonomy places the organism in Eukaryota, Metazoa, Chordata, Actinopteri, Salmoniformes, Salmonidae.
AUACACACACACGAAAAGGGAUGGUGGAUGCUCCUGACUCGAUGGCUAAGACGAGGUGGGAUAAUCAUGCGUGUCUGGCCCCGGGCGUUGAUGCAGCUGCCGUUGCCUGAUCUUUACUGGGCUGAGGGUAGGGUUGUUCCGGUUCCGACUGGAUCUUCAUCUCGAUUCUGCUUGACAUCGAUGUUAUCAAGCUAUUUACAUGUAAGAAGACAACGACUGAUGUAGCCUAAAAAGCGCAACCGCAAUUAUUGAACAAAUCUGAAUGGAGUAAUUAAAUGCUACCAUCGAUGGAGGAGGAUAUUAUUUAUAAUAACUAAUGAAGUGCUGUCUUGGAGGAAGGGCAAUAACCAGGGACAUCCCCGUGAGACAACCGGCUAACCCGUUCUCCUGUUUGCUGCGAUUUUUUAAAAUGAGAUCGGUACGUAGGCUGCCGUGAAAAUAACAUAAUUGCAUUAGUAAUCAGGCUAGGACACCCUCUCCACCAGCACCCUCUUUUCGCCGUUCCCGGGGCAGCAAACGCGGCACCGAACGCAAACGCAUCCACGACCCGGUCCGCGCCAUCAAAUCGACGCAUUACUGGAUGGGGAGUAGCAUAGACUGUGAAGACCGUGAGUGCGUGUGUCAAAAGGGGGACAGCAGGAGACCGGGCCAGCUCAACCCCCCUGCACCGGUUAAUUGCGCUCUAAUCUGGCAAGUUUGGAGGGACGGAGAGUCCGGUGCAGUAAGGGCGCCUCAAUGACCGUCUCAUCCCGGGACAGGUAGAGAAGGCUAGAGAACGGCGGCGAGUUUGGAAGUUUUGAUGCAUAUGAUCACAACCACCAUGAUUUUUAUGAUUCUUGGCGCUUCAGUUGUAAUGGCGAUAGCCUGUUUAAUGGACAUGAACGCACUACUGGAUCGCUUUCACAACUACAUCUUACCGCAUCUACGAGGGGAAGACCGCGUCUGUCAUUGCAACUGUGGAAGGCAUCAUGUCCACUAUGUGAUCCCGUACGAUGGGGACCAUUCUCUUGUGGACUCGUCGGAGAACUACUUUGUCAGUGACAGCGUGACCAAGCAGGAGAUGGACCUGAUGCUGGGGCUGCUGCUGGGCUUCUGUAUCAGCUGGCUCCUGCUGUGGCUGGACGGAGUGCUGCACUGUGCUGUCAGGGCAUGGAGGGCCAGCCGCUACUAUGACACCCCUUCCUGGUCAUGGCUCCCCUCAUUCUGCAACCUUCGAGAUCUGCGUCGACGCGCCCAGCUCAGACAGCUGGAGGACUCCACUGGCAACAUGGUCCACAUCAAGCAGAAGCUCUACCACAACGGCCACCCCAGCCCACGCCACCUCUGAAACAAGAAUCCCCCCUCCAGCCCCUCAAACUGCCCCAAGGCCAACUGCUGCCUCAGAGACACUGGAAAACUGCCCUCCGACUGUUCAUAACACACCUGGCCCGAGACUUUCUUACUGACACAAGUCAGCACCCACCAAUCCAAACUCGAGCAGAAGAUAGUCGUCACUGAAAUCUUGUCUAUGUCCACCAUUGAGGUAGGAAGGAAAAACAAGCAUUUUUAAGGGUGCUUUCUGUAUAGAAAAAUGUUCUGUGUUCAUUGUUGAAACUUGGCAUGAUCUUUUAGAACAGGGUACGAUGCACAUUGUUUAUAAAAAAAAAUCUCGAUGGGGAGGGUAUUUCUCUAAAGUGGGAGGGAGGUAAAUGGAUAGGGGUGGGUUUCAAGAUUUUAUGAUGGGAAGUUUAGAUUGCUGCUUCUGUAAAUUCUUCUAAUAUGGGGAAGUGGGAACACAGGGUAGGUUUGUUCGUGAGUGUGGUGAGUCAAGUGUUACGAGUAGAGCUGAUGGACUGUAUGGAAGGAUAAACGGAGCGUAGGAAAGAGGAGGAUGACAGCCGUCUGGAAGUGAACAGUGUGAUGUCUGCUAAAAACACAGAUUAAUUUGUUUUGUUACUUAGUGAAUUAAAUGAAUGUAUUAAUUUUACCUGUAAAUAUAAGAGGGGGAGGGGAGCAUACGUUUGUGGUUAGGGUUCUCUGCACUGUUAUUAUUUAUGAGAAGGUAGAAAAUGAAUUGCCAGCCAAGAUAAGACGGAGACAGUUCAGUGCUUCCCUCGUCUUCCCAAUAUUGUGUCCAAUAGCACUUCCCACUUUGCUAUAUCCAAUUCCUUCAUACUUAUCAGAAGCAACCAGCCUAGAAGCAGUGGGAACCCUCACCCAGUCCCUCUCUCCCUCUGUCCAGACAUUGCUGUUGUGAAGAUAAAAUGUCUGUUUUAUUAAAAGUGCCAUUGAAGCACAACAGUGACCCCUGACGUUUGAAUGUGUCAUUGCCUCAACAUCAGUAGCCAUACCAUUGAAAAAAACAGAAUUCCUAGAGGUUGUACUUGUGAGCGGUUAUUUUUUAAUCAACUGUUCAGGGAAACUGAAUAUUUUAGUAUAUGCCAUCCACAUGCAGUAGUCCUAAUUGUGGUUUAAUUAAUCAAUAAAUAGAAAUGUGAUUUCAUGAACACCAAUCAACCUCAGAGAGGCUACUUCUGGUAUGUCUGGGACUUUUAAAAAUAAGAUUAAAGGGAUAGUGACAUUUGUCCAUUUUGCUAAAUGAUCAGCACCACUUUCCCAUAAGCAUUCUUAAUAUUUAAACGUUGUGCUUACAUAGGCAGGUACAGUAAUUACAGUGUAGUUACACAGUAUUUAACUGUUACACAUGUUUGUGGUUUGUAUAUGAAUUACAUUUGAAAUCAGUCAGUGGUCAAUCCUCUCAUCCUAUAAUUAUUUUAUAUGCAGAUAUUAGGGACAUCAUGAUCUACAAAAUCAUCAGUUCGAUGUUGAUGAAUGUAAAAACUUUGCAAGUAGAUGUUCAAUCUGUAUCUUUUAUUUCCUCUGUGGUUCAACCUGGUCUCAGAGCAUUUUGUGUUAUUCUGU